AUAUAGAUAUAGAAUAUUGUAGCACCUAUUUCGCUAAAAAAAUUUGCAGUAUAUUUUGCAGAGGUAGAUAUAAAAAACGGAAGCUAUUUCCGAGAGCAAACUUUUUGAUAAAAACGUGAUCGGCUUAGUUGGCAAUUUUUUUCAAAGGUUAUUAUUUUAUAUUCUACAAAAUUAUGAAUAGAUUUUUAACUUGUACAUAUAUUACACGAUUCUAUGUGGAUAGUAUCUAUAGCUACCGUAAUAAAAAUAAUUUUAAAAUGCAAAGCGACUGUGCUUUGUAAUAAAAGCAGAGCGUUCAUAUAAAAGCCCUACAAAACACAGAAUACAAUUUUGCUUUAAAAUCUUCAAUAUAAAUGCCCCUGUUUCGAUCUUCUGACUACUAAUAGCAACGUUCUGCCUCACUUUUAUUCAUAUACGACCCGAAAAAUUCAUACCGCGGAGUGGCAUGCACGGUACAUCGCGAUCAGAGGACAACAUCGCGCUCCUACGUUGUUUGCCUCUUGACGUCUUCCAUCCGUCAAUUUUCCGUCCACGAAAAAUGUAAAAUCGCUCGCCUAUACAACCCGGUAGAUUUAUCGCCCCGAAUCUCGAUGAAAUAUUCAUCGCGUCGCGGACAGACUCGCGAAAAGACGGAAGAGGAUCCUCGAAUGUCCAGCGGGAGCGAAUCGUUCACCGACACGGCGAUACACGCCAAGCUGGAACCACCGAGAUCUCUGCACGGUGUCGAGGAUGCCGACGUCAUUUGGGACACGAUCACACGGCGAUUCCCGAACGCGGCCCCGCUCCUCUGCGAGAUGGAAACGGUGAUCGAACGUGCGGAGGAUUUGCUGCAGCAGCUCAAAACGCCUUGCGCUCAUCAGGAAAAUGGUACGCAUUUCCCUCGAACCCCCGGGGCCCCGCCGGGGGUUCGAUGUUUUCCCGUGUCGUGCACACGCGUAACUGACAAACAAUCUCGGAGAAUUUUAGUACGCCCAGUUUAACGAUGUUUUAUUACGAUUUUAACGUGUUUAAAAUAACGAGCUUAAGCUUGAAAUUAAUGGUUACAAU
This is a messenger RNA of Temnothorax curvispinosus, 1047 nucleotides long. RefSeq lists its product as uncharacterized. The record is from RefSeq and is a predicted model, not a curated record. Bases 591 to 980 code for a protein of 129 amino acids. NCBI's taxonomy places the organism in Eukaryota, Metazoa, Arthropoda, Insecta, Hymenoptera, Formicidae. The transcript has a single exon.